AUUUUAAAUUUCAAAAAUAAAAAAAAACUUUUUUCAACCUUGUCAACCUUUUCUAGUCGAGAUAGUCGAUAGUAGCAACCCACAAAUCAACACAGCUGUUUGCAACACAGAUUCUCGGGAAUCAUAUUUUUUCUUCAAUCCAAAAAUGGAUGACCAUCUAAUGGAAAUUCCUUCAUCAUCAUCUACCACUGUGAUAAUCACAGAACAGUUGGACGAACAAAAUGAUUGUCAAGAACCAUCAUUGAAAAUUAAAUUAAAACAAUCGGAAGAUGAUAAAACAAAAAACGACAAAAAAGUAAAAUUUACCGAAGGAACUAUCGAUAAUGAACAUUUAAAUCGUAAAAAAUCCAAAUGCUGUUGUAUAUAUGAAAAGCCUAAAAUAUUUGGUGAUCCAUCAUCGUCAUCUUCAUCCGAUGAUGAUGAUGAUGAUGAUGAACCUGAUUGUUGUCCCAAUCAUUGUCAUGGGCCUAAACAUUAUCAUAAACAAGUUUAUCGUAAACAGAAUGGCAAUGUUAAUGAUGAUGAUGAUGAUAAAAAUGAUUGAUUGAUUGAUUGUUAGAAUUGUAUUUUUUGUUUAUAAUUUCAUAUCCAUUUUUUUUUAUUGUUGCCUGCAUUUAUUUGAUCUAAUCAAACAUCCUUGCAUCCAAACUCCCUCAUCUUAUCAUCAUCAUCAUCAUCAUCAUCAACGCUUUAUAGAGCUAUUUAUUUGUUUCAAUUUUAUGUAAAUGGAAUUUUGAAAAACUUAGUUAUUAUAUAAAAAUAUAUAUGAAACGAAAAAUUCAAUUCGUUCAUACGUUGUCUAUUAGCGGCCAAUAAUAAUUUAAAGAAUUUAAUGACAAUCACAAAUCAUGUGUGUGUGUGUGUUUGUGUUUAAAUUUUUCAUAUUCUUAAUUAUUAAAUUUAAAUUAAAUUAUAAUU
Messenger RNA from Dermatophagoides farinae (American house dust mite), 918 nucleotides. RefSeq lists its product as uncharacterized. NCBI's taxonomy places the organism in Eukaryota, Metazoa, Arthropoda, Arachnida, Sarcoptiformes, Pyroglyphidae. The record is from RefSeq and is a predicted model, not a curated record. Gene Ontology annotation, cellular component: nucleus. Gene Ontology annotation, molecular function: protein phosphatase 1 binding; protein serine/threonine phosphatase inhibitor activity.